AUGUCCUGCUACACUCCGUGCCAGCCCUGCUGCCAGCCCUGUGGCCCAACCCCUCUGGCCAGCAGCUGCAAUGAGCCCUGUUGCAGGCAGUGCCAGAGCUCCAUCGUUGUCAUUGAGCCCUCCCCCGUGGUGGUGACCCUGCCCGGACCCAUCCUCAGCUCCUUCCCACAGAACACUGCCGUGGGCUCCUCCACCUCUGCUGCUGUUGGCAGCAUCCUCAGCUGUGAUGGAGUGCCCAUCAGCUCUGGGGGUGUGGACCUCUCCUGCAUUACCAACCGCUACUGUGGUAACAGAUGCCCACCUUGCUAA
Messenger RNA from Calypte anna (Anna's hummingbird), 309 nucleotides. RefSeq names its product feather keratin Cos1-1/Cos1-3/Cos2-1-like. Lineage: Eukaryota; Metazoa; Chordata; Aves; Apodiformes; Trochilidae. The transcript has a single exon. Gene Ontology annotation, cellular component: intermediate filament. The record is from RefSeq and is a predicted model, not a curated record. Gene Ontology annotation, molecular function: structural constituent of cytoskeleton. The coding region runs from base 1 to 309 and encodes 102 amino acids.